CUUGCCCACUCUUUCUAUCCACCUUUCAUUUCUUAAUCAUAUUCCAAAAAUAUAUAUCUUCACUCUAUCUUCAUAUAUACCAAUCCUCAGUUCUAAAAUACCUACUUCAUCUCUUUUUUAUUCUUAACUUAUUGGCUUUUAACUUGUGCUAAUCAACUCUUUGAAAGAUGGUUUGUAUGGUAUCUCGAUCAGGAAGGGAGUUGCAAAGAUACAACACCAUGGGUGGCAGACAAGUUGUAGGAUGCAUACCUUAUAGAUAUAAACAAGACAUAGAUGGUAAUAGAAGCAACGAGUUGGAAGUACUAAUGGUUAGUUCACAGAAAACACAAAGACUAAUGUUUCCUAAGGGAGGAUGGGAACUUGAUGAAUCUCUACAAGAAGCAGCUUCUAGGGAAUCCAUUGAAGAAGCAGGUGUCAUAGGAUUAGUUGAGUGUGAAUUGGGACAGUGGAAUUUCAUUAGCAAAAGAUAUGGAAUAUACUAUGAAGGCUAUAUGUUCCCUUUGUUUGUCAAGGAGCAACUUGAUCAUUGGCCUGAGAAAAAUCUUAGGACAAGAGUAUGGAUGAGUGUUGGUGAAGCUAGAGAAGUUUGUCAGCAUUGGUGGAUGAAGGAAGCAUUAGAUAUAUUGCUUCAAAGACUCAUUUCUUCACAGCAACAACAAAAAUAGAUGUAGCAUUGAUGAUUUUUUUAGUUUUUGAUAACCAAUAUGAAGUUUAAAUUUCAAUCUAAAAUUAGGAAAUGUCAAUAUUUUUAUUUUUUAAGUUGAAGAGAGGAUUAACUAGGGAGAGAAACAAAACUGUAGAGAAAGAGUAUUGUCGUUAUUUUAUUCAUUCAUUCAUCAAUCUUAUAUAGGAACCAUGAGUAGACAUUCAAGUUAAUUUGUAGUUUUAUACAAUUUAAUUAGCAAUAAGAUAUUGAUUAUCAAUUAAUUAAUAUGAAAUUCACGAGAAGCUGUUGGCACUAUAAUGUUAUCACCACAUAUAGUGGCAACAGCCAUGGGAGUGCUCGCAAUGGUGCUGCCAAUAGUAAAAUGGAUGUGAGAUUUAACAAUUUGGACUGCGUAAGUCACUCUCAUAACUAAAGGCUCCAUCAUGAGAAAAUAAUGAUGGACAAUAUCUAUACUUUACCAAGUGUUAGUUGAAUAUCUUGACACAAUAUGUAUGUUUUAACAAAGUUAAGUAAUACUAAUAAAAGUUAUAAGGGAAAGAGAUAAUUACUUUUUAUCUGGAAUAUUUUCAUAAACGAUAAGAAAAUAGUUAAAGGUCAUGAUCACCAUACUAGUAUUUAGUUCGUUUAUUCUUUUUGAAUCUAGAUAAAAAAUAUAGUACAAAAAAAACUGCUUUUUUUUAUUAGAUGGAUUUAUUUCUUCAUUACUCAUCUCUCGGAGAUAUAAAGAGAUAUAAAAAAUAAGUGGAAGACGUAUCUUUAUAAUUUAUCUCACCAAACAGUAGCAGACUCGGCAUUAGAGAAGAGGAUCAGAAUUAUAAUGAUUAUCGUUGGAUUCAAAAAACACAAGGUAAAGGAAGCGUUGAAAAGAAUGAGUAAUAGUAAGAGGGUUGGGCUAGACAAUAUACCUAUUGAAGUGUGAAAAAUUCUUGAAGAUAGAGGUAUUGAGUGGCUCACCAAACUCUUUAAUGAAAUUAUGAGGUCAAAGCGCAUGUCGGGUGAAUGGAGAAUAAGCAAUUUAGUUCCAAACUAUAAGAAUAAGGGGGAUAUACAAAAUUAUUCA
This is a messenger RNA of Vicia villosa (hairy vetch), 1727 nucleotides long. RefSeq names its product nudix hydrolase 18, mitochondrial-like. The record is from RefSeq and is a predicted model, not a curated record. Bases 168 to 665 code for a protein of 165 amino acids. Lineage: Eukaryota; Viridiplantae; Streptophyta; Magnoliopsida; Fabales; Fabaceae. The transcript has 4 exons. Gene Ontology annotation, cellular component: nucleus; cytoplasm. Gene Ontology annotation, molecular function: pyrophosphatase activity.